AGUAAUCCACAAUAGCUGUUUAAUUUGCAUAUAUGUGUAACAUUAGCAUGUUCCAUUAUUAUUAUGUUCGGUUCAAUUGUUGCCACUUGUGAUUGUGUGGCACCCAAAUGCAAACGCAGUGCAGUUCAGUGAGCGUUUGAGCCAGAAAUCAAGCCAAAAUAGCGGCACUUGAAGUGCACGUCAGCAAGCCAGCUCAACCGCAAAAGAAAGCAAACAGAGGUAUUGCCAUUAAAACUAGAAUAUAACGAGCAUAUCCGUGUGUUUAUUUUUCUUGUGUGUUAAAGUGCAGUGUAUAAAAGAUCAGUGCAUAAUAGCUAAGCAUACCAAUUGUAUGUGUGUUUCAAAAAGUGUUAAUAAUUAAUUGUGCAACAGGUGUUAUAAUUGUUGCAUUGCAGCAUUUCUGUCGUUCCCUUCACUGAGCGCGCGCGCCUGUGUCGCGGUCGUUGUUCUUGCUUACGUGUCGCGCAGUCGCGAAAUAGUCAAAAUGUCGAAACGCUGCAGUGCCAGCAUCGUUGCCACCGUCGUCGUGGUGACGUACCUCGCAGCUACCGCCCACACCACAACCGCCAGUCCGAGCCAAAGAUCGGCAGCGGAAAUCAAUAGUGCCGCAACAGCACAGGUCUCAGUUGUGAAAGAAAUCGAGCACUUUCUAGACAAUCCCCACUAUCUGAGCAAUUCAGAAAUUGGUACGUUGUUCAAGAGCCUCAGCCAGGAUUACCCGAAUCUGGCGCAGGCCUAUAGCAUUGGCCACACGAUAGAGGGCCGCGUCAUGCACGCCCUGGCGCUGAGUGCACCUCCGUCUGAUGUGGCGACGGGUGAUCUGUUGCGGCCUAUGGUCAAACUGGUGGCCAAUAUCAAUGGCGAUGAGGCUCUGGGUCGCCAGAUUGUGCUCUACAUGGCCGAAUAUUUGGCCACAAGCUACUCCACAGAUCCACAAGUUCAGAGCCUCCUCAACACAACGGAAAUACAUUUUCUUCCAAGUUGCAAUCCAGAUGGCUUUGCAGCUGCUAAAGAGGGCAGCUGCGAAUCAUUGCCCAACUAUGUUGGUCGCGGCAAUGCUGCUGGCGUGGAUCUCAAUCGUGACUUUCCCGAUCGUCUGGAGGUGCCGCAACUCAAUCAACUGCGCGCCUCCACACGCCAACCGGAAACGGCAGCGCUGGCGGAAUGGAUUGUGAGCAAGCCCUUUGUGCUUUCUGCGAACUUUCAUGGUGGGGCCGUUGUGGCCAGCUAUCCCUACGAUAAUUCCAUUGCCCAUAAUGAGUGCUGCGAGGAGAGUCUGACGCCCGAUGAUCGCGUUUUCAAGCAGCUGGCGCACACAUAUGCGGACAAUCAUCCGAUCAUGAGACGAGGCAACAAUUGUAACGACAGCUUCGCCGGUGGCAUUACCAACGGAGCCAAUUGGUAUGAACUCACUGGGGGCAUGCAGGAUUUCAAUUAUGCCUUCACCAAUUGUUUUGAGCUGACCAUUGAGUUGAGCUGCUGCAAAUUUCCACCAGCGAGCACCUUGCCCGAGGAAUGGACUCGAAAUAAGCAUCCUCUGCUGGAGCUGCUUAAACAGGCGCAUAUCGGUAUUAAGGGUCUGGUGCAGGACGUGGGCGGCUAUCCAAUUGCGGAUGCCACAAUUGUGGUGUCAGGACUGGAGGACAAAGCCAUACGCACCUCGAAGCGCGGCGAGUACUGGCGUUUACUAACACCUGGUAUUUAUAGCGUCUAUGCAGCCGCCUUUGGCUAUCAAUCGAGUGCACCUCAACAGAUCCAUGUCACGAAUGACAAUGCGGAGGCAUUACGUUUGGACUUCAAAUUAUCACCCAUUGAGACGAACUAUGAUGGCGCCUUUCGCAAGCUGAAGGUGGAACGCGCCGAGCCGGCCAGUGAGCGCGAGCAGAUGUAUGAUGGAUUCCUGACGCCCACAAAGUUUGAGCAUCACAACUACACGGCCAUGGAGAGCUUCCUUCGGAAUAUCAAUGCCAGUUAUCCGUCCAUCACACGCCUAUACAGCAUCGGAAAGAGUGUACAGAACCGGGAUCUGUGGGUGAUGGAGAUCUUUGCCACGCCCGGCAGCCAUGUGCCGGGUGUUCCCGAGUUCAAAUAUGUGGCCAACAUGCACGGCAACGAGGUGGUGGGUCGGGAAAUGCUUCUCCUGCUCACCAAGUAUCUGUGCGAGCGUUAUGGAAGCGACGAGCGCAUCUCCCGUCUAGUCAAUAGCACGCGCAUGCACUUCCUCUACAGCAUGAAUCCGGAUGGCUAUGAGAUCUCACACGAGGGGGAUCGCACCAGUGGCCUGGGCCGGGCCAAUGCACACAACAUGGAUUUGAAUCGCAACUUUCCCGAUCAGUAUGGCACCGACAAGUUCAAUCGAGUGACCGAGCCUGAGGUGGAGGCUGUAAUGAACUGGACACUGUCGCUGCCAUUCGUGUUGUCUGCCAAUCUGCAUGGGGGCUCCUUGGUGGCCAAUUAUCCAUUCGACGAUAACGAGAAUGACUUCAAUGAUCCCUAUUCGCGUCUUCGCGAUGCAACUGUGGGCCACAAAUUGAAUCCCACCGAAGAUCAGGAACUGUUCAAACAUUUGGCGAUGGUCUACUCAGAGGCUCACCCCACCAUGCAUCUCGGAAAUCCGUGCGAGCUAUUCCAGAAUGAGAUCUUCAAGGAUGGCAUCACGAAUGGCGCUCAGUGGUACAGUGUAACGGGUGGCAUGCAGGAUUGGAACUAUGUACGGGCCGGUUGCCUCGAACUGACCAUUGAGAUGGGCUGUGACAAGUUUCCCAAAGCCGCAGAUCUCCCGAAGUACUGGCACGACCAUCGGGAGCCAUUAUUAAAAUUCAUUGAGCAGGUCCAUCAUGGUGUUCACGGUUUUGUGCGCAGCUCCAUAGGCUCGCCCAUUGCAGGAGCCAUUGUGCGCCUCGAUGAUGCCAAUCACACAACAUACAGCGGCCUCUAUGGCGACUACUGGAAGCUGGCACUGCCUGGUCGCCAUAAUGUGACAGUGCUGGCCGAUAAUUUCGCACCACAGCGAGUGGAGGUUGAGGUGCCUGACAAGGAGCCCUUCAGCAUGCGACUGGACGUAACUCUAAUGCGUGACGAUCCCCAGCACUGGGCGUCAGCCAACGACUAUCGCAUCAUCGAGAAUGUCGUCAAUACGCGCUAUCACUCGGACAGCGAAAUUCGCGGACGCUUCGCUGAGGUGGAGAACCAGAUGGGACAGAUAGCCAGCUUUGGCUAUGCGGACAACGAGUUCAGUCAGUACUUUAACUAUCUCAAGCUAACCGAAGAUCUUGGUGCGCCGGAGGAGCACAAAUACAAGAUACUUAUCCUAAGUUCCAUGUUCGAUACGAGUGCGCCACUCGCACGCGAAAUUAUGUUGAAUUUGGUGCGCCAUCUGAUCGAGGGAUACAAGUUGCGCGAAAGUUGGGUAUUGCAGUUGCUGCAGCAAAGUGUCCUUUACUUCCUGCCCCAGACGGAGAAGUUUGCCGACGUCUUCGCCAUGUACAAUGCCAACAACUCCAUUUGUGAUCCUGUACUGCCCGACGAACUGGCCGAUCGUGUGCUCGGUCCCAAAUCGGACCAAGCAAGCGAUAUGCUUUUAAAUUUCCUAAAGUUUGAUCUCAUGCUAACCUUCAGCGCUGGCAGCUCCGAAUUGAGCUAUCCCAAGGGUGAGCCCAUAUUGGAGAAGUUCGCCCAUAGCAUCGAGCGCACCGAGUUCAACUAUUUUCCGAAGCAGUGCGCGGUCACAGCAACCCGUCAGCUGCACCAGGAGAGCACAGAGCGGUUGACCAAUCUCUUCUACAAGCACUACAACCUUCCCAUGUUUACACUGGGCUUAUCUUGCUGUCGCAUGCCACCGCAUACGGAGAUCGCUCAGAUAUGGCGCACCAAUAUUGAGAAGAUCACAAAUUUUCUGCAUUUGGUGGAGACAGGUGUCAAGGGUCAAGUGCAAAACGACAAGGGUCAGCCGUUGCGCGAGGCCUUCGUUCGAUUGUUGGAGCAUCAUCCGGUCUACAAUGUGACUCGUAAUGCCGCCCACUUCCAGAUGAUUCUGCCGAAGGGUCUGUAUGGCCUGGAAGUGAGCGCUCCAAACUAUGAAUCGCAGGUGGUAAAGGCGGAUAUAGUACAUGGCCACAUCCUUGAUAUUGGCAUUGUCAAGCUGCAUCCUUACACACUCAUACGGGGCGAGGUGAGCGAGGUGCACAGCAAGCAGACACAACAUCUCGGCGUUGGCACAACACGCGUCUCGGGUGUGGUGCUCGACACCGGUAAUCACCCCAUACGCAACGCCAAGGUGUCGGUGAUCAGUCCGACCGCAUUCAGCAAUGUCCGCAACUUCACGAACAGCAUGGGCGUCUACCAUUUGGCGGCUGUGCCGCUGGGCGAUGUCACGCUGAAGGUGGAGGCGCCGCGUCACUUUGAGGCAACGCGGGAGCUACAUCUGGCCGAGGCCGGGCAGCCAACCGAGAAUGUGGUCUUCCAUCUGAAGUUUAAUGGACAUGUUUUUGGUCUGCCGCGUAUCGUUUUCAUUAUCAUUGCCAGUGUGCUGAUCAUUGCGGGCGUCGUUGUGUGUGUGCUGUGCGCCCAGUUCUGGUUCUACCGACGACAUCGCGGCAAUAAGCCGUACUAUAACUUCUCGCUGCUGCCCCAAAAGGGUAAGGAACAAUUCGAGCUGGACGACGAUGCCGGUGAUGAUGGUGAGACGGAGCUGUUUAGAUCGCCAAUUAAACGCGGCAUGACCAUACAACCUUACUUCGAUGAGGAUCAGCUGGAGCACAUCCUGAACUCCGACGAUGACGCAGACGAGGAUGAUGAGAGAGGCGAUCGUGAGGACGACCAGCACUAUGAUGUCGAUGAGAGUGGCGAUGAGAUUGUUAUGCUACACAAUCAUGGCAAGAAGCGCAGACAUUAGCCAACAAAAACAACAACAACAACAGCAGCAGCAGCAACAACAACAACACACAACAUAACUGUGAUUCGAACGUUUUAAAAAAGGAAGAAGAAGAAGAAGAGGGUAAUGAAAGCAAAGGAAAAACACGCGAAAUGAAAAUUAUAGCAAUUUUUACAAUUUUUAACAAGUUUUUUUUUUUUGCAAUGUAUUUUGCUUGCGCUGAAUUAGUUAAAUUUGUAUAAUAUUUCUACUGCACAUACAUAUAUAAAACACUUAUAUAUAUAACUAUAUAUAUACAUAUAUGUAUAUUUAUAAUUUAUUAAUUAAUUCGUACAUGACUUGCCUGCAUUUAUAUUCAAAUUGAAACGAUUAGAAAACAAGGAAGAAAAGCCACAGUCUAAUAGUCUAUCCAUUUAGGCGAAUCUCUAAACUUUUUAAGGACACAAAUAUUUAACAGCAAACCGAAGAGAGAACAACCCUCACAUUUAACUAUAAUUAAGACUGAGCGUUGAAAGCUAAACUAAAAACUACAACAACAACAAAAAUAAAAAUAACGAAUAAUUUUUAACAUUUUAUUGUACUUAAAAAAUGUAAGGGCAAGCAAAUUUGUAAACGCUUAAACAUUCCAUGUCGAUUGGUUGGCAAUCUUUUUUUGAUACAUUUUUUUUUAAAUUAUGGUAUAUGUACAUUUUCUAUUUUCUUAUGUUUGUAUGUCUGUUCGGUUAUUUAACACUUUGCUACAAGUUAACAAAUUUCAUUCCAUAUGCUUCGAUGUGCAAUGAUAUUAUAUUACAUAUAUACAAAGCAAAUAUAUGUAUGCAUAUGUAUUUAGCUUUAAAUCAAGAAUACUACGAUUUUAAAACAUCAAUAAAGACAUGAACUAGAAUGCUUAAAUAUAAAUAAAUAUAAAUAUCGAGCACUUUAUACAUAUAUGCGACAUACUAUAUAUAAAUGAUACACCACGAGAAAAUGAUAUCAGCAUAAAGGAUAAUGCUUAUUUAUAUAUUCCAUAGGCUCAGUAGCUAUUUAUAUAUAGAAAUAUAUAGCAAUAUAAGUAAAGGAAGUGAAAGAUUAUGACUUAUACAACAUAAAUACAAAAUAAAUUAUAAAAACCACUUUAAAAACA
Molecule: messenger RNA, 5999 nt
Organism: Scaptodrosophila lebanonensis
Lineage: Eukaryota; Metazoa; Arthropoda; Insecta; Diptera; Drosophilidae
Gene: svr
Product: carboxypeptidase D
Exons: 10
Coding region: 485-4894 (1469 amino acids)
Biological process (GO): proteolysis
Molecular function (GO): zinc ion binding; metallocarboxypeptidase activity
Source: RefSeq, a predicted model, not a curated record